Soboliphyme baturini is the source of this 1014-nucleotide messenger RNA. The record is from the annotation of a GenBank genome assembly. NCBI's taxonomy places the organism in Eukaryota, Metazoa, Nematoda, Enoplea, Dioctophymatida, Soboliphymatidae.
AUGGGAACUAACCGCGUGACUGGUAACACCAUGCCAUUUCGCCAUGCCUCUGAUCAGUAUGAAUCGAGUGGCCAAGAACCUGCCGAGCCUGAAGCCGAUGACAAUGUGAAUACUGACAGUUCGUGCGAUGAUCAUAGCGACUACGACCAAUCAACCGGUGACCGCUCGAUUCAUGAUAUUGUACCUGCCGAUGACCAUGUUACUAGUGACUUCGAGAUUGGUAGACGAUCAGCCAGUAUUUGCACGUACAUCAACUUUGCAGCUGUCCAGCAUGAAAUUGCCGAGUUUAGAGUCACUGGCGGUGGAGCCGGUGACCGCGCAAACGGUGAGCUUGCAGCUACUGGAGGUGCAGCCGAUGACCAUGCAAAUUCCGAGUAUGGAACGAAUGAUCACGCAGUCACUGACACCUCGACCGCUCAACAUGCGGAGAGUGACAGCGCGACCGAUGUCCAUACCGCCUUCGAAAGUGCUCUUGCUGAUCGUGUAGUCGUCAACAACACAGCCGAUGAUGGCUUGUCUGUCGAUGACCAUGAUAAGGUUGACUCUGAUGCUGGAGACGGCAUGCCCGUUAACCUGACGCCGACUAUGAGCGCAAGCGGUCGUGCAGCCGAUGGCCAUUUGAUACGCCUACCGGUCGCAGAUGACUCGCUGGCUAAGACCUUAAUGCUUUUCGAGAACAUUGUCAAUGCACGCAGCAACUGUGCCGAGGUUUUUAUGGUAUUUCUCGAUCGACCGGGAGAAGGCACCUUGGCCAAGUACAGUGGUUUCGAGGAUGACGGUAUUGAUGACUUGAAGUCUGGACUCAGCAUGGUAUACGAGUUGAAAGUGAGUGCAUCGAGUCCACAUGUCGUCUUUGGCUUAUUGCUUUACGACGAAGAUCUAAAGUCUGUGAGUUUGCUGCCAUCGCCUGAACUCUGUGACGAGUCUUCAAUAAUAGAUCAAUUCAUAGAUGUUACUUCUAUGAAGCGCUCCACUGACUGGAUACCGAUGGACGAGAUUAUCUUGCAGUCGUAA